This is a messenger RNA of Planococcus citri (citrus mealybug), 8742 nucleotides long. RefSeq lists its product as uncharacterized. Gene Ontology annotation, biological process: DNA repair; telomere maintenance. The coding region runs from base 91 to 6330 and encodes 2079 amino acids. NCBI's taxonomy places the organism in Eukaryota, Metazoa, Arthropoda, Insecta, Hemiptera, Pseudococcidae. The record is from RefSeq and is a predicted model, not a curated record. The transcript has 5 exons. Gene Ontology annotation, molecular function: DNA helicase activity.
ACAAUUCCUGAAGCUGUAUUAAAUUUAACACCUUUAGAAGAACGAUUUCUGGCUACUAGAUUACCAUUUAUUAAAAUUUUCAAAGUUGGAAUGAAUCAAUAUAAAGUGAUGGGAAGUGUUGUGAAUGUACCUGUGGAUGUCCCGGAUAAUGUAUCAGUCUUACCAAGAUCAUUUGAAGAAACUAGAGUCAUUCCAAUUGUAUUAAAGAAGAGGAAAUCCCAUAAAUCAAAUGUUAUGUUUGAAACUGUUUCACCUGUUCAUAUAUUUGAUGCAUUGAAAUGUUUACAAAAUUGUGAGGUAUACAAAUUGUGCAAUGUUGAGGUGAAUUUAGAUAAGGAUUUAAAUAUCAACUCGAAUUUAGUUCAAAUUGCAAAUUCUGAACAAGAAAAUGGAAUUGACAAUAAUUUGAUGGAUGUUGCAGUCUCAGAAGAAAAUGCAUCAAACAUUCUACAAACAGAUAUAAAUGUGAAUAACAAUAGCUUACAAGCUGAAAAUCCAAGUAAUGUACUACAGGAUGAUGAAACAGUGAAUGCUCAUCCCAAUGAAAACUGCUCUGAUGAUGAUGAUGAUGAUGAUAAUGAUAAUGGAGGAGGACCAAUUCAUAUUACUGAACAGGAAACAUUACUACAAGAUAACCAAGCAUUAAUUUUCGCACCUGGUGAGGAUAAAACACCCAUAUCAUUAAUACUUGAUCCAAAUGCAGAGGAAAUGACAUUCAUAAAAAUUUAUGGAGGUAAUAUACGUCAACCAGUCAAACACUUGAAGUACCAUGAAAUUGUGAAAAGUGAAAUUAUGAGGUCAGAUAGGCGUUGUGCAAAUGUGAUGAAAUUAUUGUACUGUGCUUUGAAAAUAAGAAUUUUGAGAAUAUCUGGUUGCAUAGGAUUUCAAAUGAGAAAAUUUAAAAAUCAAAAACAGUAUAGUAAAGAAAACUUAUUGGAUGAAAAUUUUAUUAGAGAAUUGAUACUUCAUGAUGAAGGUUUCAGAGUUUUCAAAAAUGAUAGAGGAAACCCAGCAUUUUUUGAAGAAAAAAAAAAGGAAUUAUUCGCUAUGAUCAGACAACUAGGACCAGCUCUUUUGUUCUUAACUUUAUCUGCUGCAGAAACCAGAUGGUUACCAUUAUUGGUAAUAUUGAAAAAAGUAGUCGACAAUGAAACAAUUACUGAAGAUGAGGCAGAACAACUAAAUUAUAUUGAACGUGUUCGUUUGAUUAACACAGACCCUGUGACAUGUGCACGGUAUUUUGAACACAGAGUAAGGGAAAUGUUUAGAUUAUUGAAAAAUAAAAAUGGUAUUUUUGAUGAACAUAAUGUAAGAGAUUACUACAUUAGAACUGAAUUCCAGCAUAGAGGUUCACCUCAUGUCCAUACUUUACUUUGGUUAAAUGAUGCUCCAAUUUAUGAUUGUAAUGAUGAAAUAAGCAUUCAAAAUUGCAUCAAAUUUAUUGAUAAAUAUCUAACAUGCGAUGAUCAGGAUAUUGAUAAAACCUUGCUUUCUUAUCAAAUACAUAAACAUACUCGCACAUGUGAAAGAAUGUUGAAUGGUAUGCGAUUAUGCAGAUUUAAUAUACCAUACAUGCCAAUGCCUGAAACUAGAAUUUUAGAGCCAUUACCAAAGGAUUUUGAUAAAGAAUUGAAAAAAAAUUACAUAAAAAAAUACAAUAAAAUCAGGCAUUACUUAAACAGUGUUUUUAGACAGCCACCAGAUGAUACAAUUGAAGAAUUUUUCAGUAAAAAUGAAAUAAUGGAUAUCAAUGAGUACAUCAUGAUUAUUAGAUCAUCUUUACACACAACAACUGUGUUUUUAAAGAGGCUUCCUCGCCAGAUGAAAAUAAAUGGGUACAACAAGGAUAUACUUGAGUUGCAUCAAGCAAACAUAGAUGUACAGUUUAUAACAGAUACAUAUGCUUGUGUGCAAUAUGUUUGCAAUUAUAUCAAUAAGAGUACGAAAGGAAUUUCUAAACUCAUGUAUGAUGUGAUGAAAGAUAUUGAAAAACGAGGCAAUGUUUCAUUAAAGGAAAAAUUGAAGGCAGUAGCAAAUAAAUUUAUCAAUGCAAGUGAAAUGAGUGCCCAAGAAGCUGUUUAUUAUUGUCUCAGUAUGCACAUUUCCGAAUCUUCCAAAAGUUGUACUUUUAUAAACACUAGUCAUCCUGACAGAAGAGUAAGGGUUGUUAAAUCGAGAAAACAAUUGGAAAAAUUGCCUAAUGGUUCCACUGAUAUUUAUUGUACAGAAAAACUGUCAUACUACAGUGAUAGAUCAAGUGCUCUUGAAAAUGUAUGUUUGGCAGAUUUCACAGCAGAGUAUACUACUGUAAACAAAAAGCAGAAAUUAAUGAACAAGAAGCAAGCAUGUUCAGAUGUUGAAAACACUGAUGAUGAAAACGUUGACGAUGUUCAGCCUAUUAAUAAUAACUCUGACAAUGAAAAUGAUCAAAAUUCUGAAGAAGAGGAAGCAAUGAGUGAAAGUUUUCAACUUAACCAUAAAAAGAAAACCAAACGUUCUAUCAUACGAUAUGUUAAUUUCAAUCAAGAAGUUGAUCCUCCAAAUUUUUAUAGAGAGCAACUGAUGCUGUUUUAUCCCUGGAGAAAUGAGAAAAAAGAAUUAUUGGAUGUAAAUUGCGAAGAAUUGUAUAAUAAAUAUAUCGAUGUCAUAAACAACAACAGAAAAAAAUAUAUUUAUCAAUUCAAAAAUAAAAAAAACAUUCUCACCCUAAUUGAUGAAGCAGAGAAGCAAUGUCAAAAUGAUGAAGAUGAUUUACAAAAUGACAAUGAUACAGAUGUUGUAGCUCCUGAAUAUGAAAUGUUGUAUGAUGAUGAAUUAGAAGCUGAUAUAGCUUUGGAGAUAACUAGUAAAAAUAAUGGUAAAAACGACCAUACUUCAUAUGAACAAAAUAAAAAUAGUAUUGCAUUAUUUCCAAUUCCUCAUAGAUUGAAUGAUGAUGAAUAUUAUAAUUUGAUGAGAAGUUUGAAUGAUAAGCAACGAAAAUACAUGUUACAUUGUUUGAAUCAUUUUAAAAUUGCUUCUAAUAAAAAUAAUCCAAUUUAUGAAAUUGUUUUGGGUGGAGCAGGAGUUGGCAAAAGCAGAUUAAUUCAAGCUAUCCAACAAUCCAUGUUACAUUAUUAUCAUAACUUGAAUGCAACAGUGUUGGACAAUUUACAAAUUUUAUUAACAGCUCCUACUGGAAAAGCUGCUUUCAACAUAACUGGAAUAACAUUGCACUCAGCUUUUAUAGUACCCUUAAAUCAAAAUGCCAAUGAUUUGUCAGCAAUGUCUGAUAAUACUUGUAACAAAGUUUACUCAAAAUUACGUGAUUUGAAAUUGAUAAUUAUAGAUGAAAUUUCAAUGGUAGGCACAAAAAUAUUCCAUCAAAUUGAUUCCAGACUAAAACAGAUAUUCAAAUCAAAUGAAGAUUUUGGAGGUAUAAGUGUCAUACUAUUUGGAGAUUUCAAUCAAUUAUCUCCUGUAGCAGAUGGUUAUAUUUUUGAAUGUCCAAAAAAUAAUCCUUAUGCGGUAUUAGCUGGUAAUAAAUUAUGGGAAAAAUUCAAAGUGUUUGAAUUGACAGAAAUUAUGAGGCAAAAAGAUGAUUUUACAUAUGCUGAAGCAUUGAAUCGUUUAGCUAGAGGUUGUCUCAAUAAAGAUGAUAUACAAAUGUUUCAGAGUAGACAGAUAAAUAAAAAAACACUUCAAAAACCAAACAACUGUCUACAUUUAUUCAAAACAAAUAAUGCUGUGGAUGCAUUCAACAAUAAAUGUUUGGAAAAUGCAGAUAAAGAAGAGAUUAUUGCAAUUGACAGAAUCAAUAAAAAUAAUCAAUCAAUCAUUUCUAAAGAUACUGCUGAAAAAUUGAUGGCUACUGCAAAAGAUAUGAAAUUAUCAAGCGCCUAUGGUUUGCCAUAUAGUAUAUCAUUGGCAGUUGAUUUUCAUUAUAUGGUUACAAAUAAUGUGAAUACAGAAGAUGGACUAACAAAUGGUGUAAUUGGUACUUUAAAAAAAGUUGAUUCAGAACUUCCAGGAGUAUGGAUGUUAUUUGAUAAUGAAAAUGUAGGCAAACAUGCACGAAGUGAAGCUAGAGAAUAUAUGCAGAAGAAAAAUAUACCUCUAAAUUGGACUCCGAUUCAAAAAAUUGUGAGACCUUUACUGGUUCAAAAGAAGUUUGAUAUGACUAGACGACAAUUUCCACUAACUCCAGCUGAAGCAAUUACUGUGCAUAAAAGUCAAGGUUCAACAUAUAACCAAAUUGUGAUUGAUAUGGACAAAUUAACUCGAAAUGGCUUAUAUGUUGCUUGCAGUCGUGUAACUUCCCUUGAUGGAUUAUUUAUUCAAGGUAAAUUUAUAGCACCAAAACCUCCUGCUAAAACUAAUAAAGUAACUAUUGCAAUGAAAGAAUUAUUUGAAAAACGAUCUGUACAACUCAAUUUGAAAUUCAUUCAAGACUACAUGACCUAUUCUACUGUUGUUUACUGGAAUAUUCAAUCAUUGAAUAAACAUUAUUUAGACCUUUGUGCUGAUUCCAAUUUCAUUACUGCCAAAAUACUUAUUAUUGCCGAAACUUGGUAUCUUGCAACAGAUGAAUUCAGUAUUUCAAAUUUCAAAGUAUUGUAUAGGAAAGAUAACAUUUCAUUGAUUAGAAAACCAUAUGGCUUAAUAAUUUGUGCAAAAUCAGAUUUUAUUUCAGAUUAUCACAUCAUUUACGAAUUUAAUCAGUGUUCUAAAAACAUUUCAUGCAACAUAGCAGCUGUAAACAUAAAUAAUGAGUUUAUCCUUUGUGGAUUAUACAUUUCACCAAAAACAAGUUACUCUUGUAUUAGACAGGAAUUUAGGCAAAUGUUGCAAACCUUAUGUAAUAAAAGCAAUGAUAAAAUAAUGAUUGUUGGUGAUUUCAAUACAAAUUUCAAUGAACAUUCAAACAGUGAAAUUUUCCAAGAUUUGAAUAAAUUUGGAUUUCAUGAAAAUAUUAAAGGAAAAUCAUCCACCAACUUCAACACAAAAAUUGAUUUAUGUUUUGUUAAAAACUUUGAUAAUUGUUUUAGUUAUUAUUAUGAAAAUUAUUUUGGUCAUCAUAAACCAAUAAAUACAAUAAUUGUUAAUGAAUCAGAAAUGCAGUCCUUUAUUGAAAGCACAUCCAAUCAAAAUGAUGUUGAAACAACAAACAAUUUAAACAACACUUCUGUUGUUGAAGAAAGUAUUUGUGGUGAGCAUCCUAUGCAAGUUUCUGAAAAACAGAAUAAUGAAUUUGAAAUCACAAAAACGAGAAGUAGAACAAAGUCAGGUGUGAAUCAACCUACAAAAGUAAUUGAAAUCAAUGAUGAAUUAGUUAUUAUUAAUGAUGAUCAAAAUGAUUCACUCAAGGCUGGAAAAAAUAAACCCUCAUCUAUUCAUACAACAAGAAAAAUUGAUAACUCUGGUGAUCUUUUUACUGGUAUACUGAAUAAAUUUGAAAACAAUGAUGCUACUUCAUGUUAUAGUAAUUCAAUUGUGCAAUGUUUAAUACAUAAUGAUUAUGUCAGAGAAGAAAUAAAACAGAAUCCCACUACUUUAAAUCAGACUGAAAAUGAUGCUUUGUACACAAUCACUAUGCAAUAUGAACAAAAUAAAAAACAAAUUUUAAGUUCAUACUCCAUUAGGCAAGAAGUAGAUAGUAAAACUGGUAAUGUAUUUGAGUACACAAAUCGUAGUAUACAACAAGAUUGUUACCAGUAUUUUACACAUAUAUUACAGGUAUAUCACUACUUGCAAACCACUUGUAUGGUUACAAUAGAUCAAGACAUAAGAUGUACCAAUACUUCAUGUAAAUUCAAACUGAAGAAGUCUACUUACAGCAAUGCACUAAUACCAUAUUUCUUUCUCCUGAACAAUAAUAAUCAGCCAUCUUCAAGUAAAAGAAAAAAUAAAAAUUCACCUGAAUUAAUUUCCUCAGUAAGUGAAUUGAUUAAACAAAAAUUUGCAAAAACAAAAUGGUUUAAAGAUGAAUCAAUAAAAUGUCAGAAAUGUAAUUCUUGUGGAAAUUGUGAAGAAAAUCAAUCCAUAAACCACUGUGGAGAUGUAAUAUUUGUGUACAUGGUAAAUGAUUCUAAUCGUAAUAUUGAUAUGAAAUGUAAUUUGCAUGAAAUUUCAAAAGAAUUGCUGACAAUCAACAAAUACAAAUAUAAACUUACCUCUAUUAUAUAUCAUAUUGGAAGUGGAAAUGAAUUAGAUAACAAAGGUCACUACUACUGUCAUAUUUUACACAAUAAUCAAUGGAUAAUUGCUAAUGACUGUGAACUGAAACAAUGUAAAUUAUCAACAUCAUGUCAAAAUACUUAUAUGUUGAUGUAUGAAAGAGUUAGCCAUUAGCAGUAUGUAUUUAAUUUGAUAUUUAAACUUCAAAUAAAUGAAGAGAGAAUUACUGCAAAUUGAAAAAAAAUUUAAAUCAAAAUAGUAAAUUAUGGAUAACAUUUUUAAAUAAAUUUCUUAUUAGUGUACUCAUGUUUGGCCUAAUGGAAUAUGAACUGAAAUGUUGUGCAUUAUUUCAAUCAUAUUGCAUUGUGAUUGUGUAUGAACCAUCAUUAUUAGUCUAAUAUAGAGUAAUGUGAUUCUGUUCUAUUUCAUCUCUAAUUUGGAUGAAAUUUGAUCAUUCCAAUCACACUGUUUCACAUUCCAUUUGGAAUCAUUCCUCUCCCCCCUUUGUUUCUUUUUCUUUUUUCCUUCUCUUUUCCUUCUGUGAAAUAUUGUUCCAACGAUGUUCUUCUUUAAUUUUGUCCCCUGCCCCUUGUUUCAAUCACCAAUCUUGUGAUGACAUGAAUUAAAAAUUUCUUUGACAAAAUAAAUAACAUUCGAACAUGAUUUUUGUUGAUAUAAUCACUUCACACAAUAUUUGAAAUUUUUAUGUGGAAACAAACAUUGAAAACUACAGAUGUGGUGGUAUAAUUUCAGUUUAUGAUUCAUUCAUCAUCCAUUUGUCUGAUUCCAAGUGGACUUUAAACAAAAAUAUGGAACAACUGACUAAUCCAAAAAAAGGCCAUUUUAAUUCAGGUGAUACUGAUAAUAUAUUGUAAUUCAUUUUGACACCCCGUAAUUUCAAUUUUCAACAAUAAUUGUUUGGCCUAUAAUGAAGAUAACAAAGAAAUGGGUCAGUUGAAACUACAAGAAAAUAUUCUACAGUUAAGUUAUUCAUUCAACACUUGCUGGAGAAAACCUUUCAAGGAGAACAAUCAUAGACAUAAAUUAUCAAACAAAAAAUAACACCAGUAUCACUUGCUUAUCUCUGCCCAUACAAUUCUUAUGCCAAGAGAUUGAAAUGGCUAGAUGAACCUUCUGCUGGAAAAAAUGUUCUAUAAAAUCAUUCAUUCAACAUUUACUAGAGAAAACCUUUCAAGAAGAAAAACUAUAGACACAAAUUAUUCUAGAAAACACCUGUAUCAGUUGCUUAUCUCUUCCCAUACAAUUCUUAUGUCAUAAGAUUGGAAUGACCAGUUAAGCCUUCUCCUGUGAACAGUUAUCAAUGAUGCAGAUUUAUAGGAUAACAUCUCUGAAUACUUUCCUUUAGAUGACACUUGGAUGAAAGAAUAUACCUACUGUAGUGUAUAACCAUGAAAAAAAUGACUUGCUUUUUAUGUAUCUCAGAAUCAGUAGAAAUUAAGUUAUGUAUUUACUUGGAUUUAGCCAACCUGACAUUUAAAUUUUGAGUAUUGGGCGUAAGAAAUUGGUUUACCUUAAAAUUAGUACAGUAUAAAUCAACCCAUGUAUUCUGAUUUAGUGAAAAUUGAAUUGUGUAUUCAGAUUUGGAGUAUUCAGUAUAGAAAAUAAGUACUGGGUCAUUAGAAUUAAACUAUAACUAUGUUAAGUGAAGAUCUUUGUGAUUUGUGGGUAGGACAUAUCAGUUGAUAAAAAUUCAACUGAUCACUCACCUAGGAGAGGUGAUGAAUUGAUUCAAGGCUAAUGUCAACUUAUAGAUUAUGUUAACUCUUUGUAUCCAUGAUUGAGUGUUGGAUGUUGGAUGUUUAUCUUAUUCACUAGUAGGUUAGCAUAGGUUUCAGGAUAUUCAUUCAAUAUCCAUUACUGAUAUCAGAUGAUUACACUGAAAUUAACUAAUCAUAAGUUACUUUAUUAAAAAUAUCAAACUGAUCUGUAUAGUUCAAAUAUUAUCAUGCUAUAAAUAAACAUUGUGUAUUUACUCUCAUCAGAUGGAGAAAAAUGAACUAUGGUUCACCUGGGAGGGGUGAGAGAUUAAUUUCUAGCUUAGGACAACUCCUUGUAUCCAAAACUAAGUAUUGGUAGUAGCCUAGCUUAUUCUCAUUUGCAAUAUAAUUGCAUCAUGUUACCAUAAUGAAUGAAUAUUUGUUGCCUGAUGUAGUUUGCAUAGUCCUGUGAAUCAUUUUAGUUUGAAAAGUACUUUUAGAAGAACUAUUUUGUAUGUAUUUGUAUGUAGUAUUGAAACAGAACAAUAAUCAAUAAUUUUAUCAACAAUAAUUUUAUUAAUAAUUUUGAUGCAAAAAAUGACAUUAAAAUAAUCAUAAUACUUACUGUUUGUGAUAAAAUUUCAACAUUUCAUUAUCUAAUGAAUAAAUGUUUGUAAUCUUGUCUGAGCCACUUUAGGGUGAAGAAUACUAUUGCAAUAAUUAUUCCUACUAUUCUUAUUUGUGGUAUUAAAAUACAAUACUUAUAGUUCAUCCUUGUUUUAACAAAUUUUGAAGUUGCUUCAAAAUGUUCUGUAAAUUGUUUGCUGGAUGAAAAUAUGUAUUAUCAAAGAUAUCAAUGUAAAUAACA